This is a messenger RNA of Gracilinanus agilis (Agile Gracile Mouse Opossum), 2315 nucleotides long. It is a transcript of the gene PEX13, whose product is annotated as peroxisomal biogenesis factor 13. Gene Ontology annotation, cellular component: peroxisomal importomer complex; peroxisomal membrane; peroxisome. Gene Ontology annotation, molecular function: protein binding. Lineage: Eukaryota; Metazoa; Chordata; Mammalia; Didelphimorphia; Didelphidae. Gene Ontology annotation, biological process: protein import into peroxisome matrix, docking. Bases 25 to 1236 code for a protein of 403 amino acids. The record is from RefSeq and is a predicted model, not a curated record. The transcript is spliced from 4 exons.
GGGAGCAGGGCAGAGCCGCAGGAGAUGGCGUCUCAGCCGCCCCCUCCGCCUAAGCCCUGGGAGACCAGGAGGAUCCCCGGGGCUGGAACAGGACCGGGGCCUGGCCCCUCCUUCCAAUCUGCUGAUUUGGGUCCUACUUUAUUGACAAGGCCUGGGCAACCAACACUUACAAGAGUACCCCCACCAAUUCUUCCAAGACCAUCUCAGCAGACAGGAAACAGCAAUCUGAACACUUUCAGACCUGCUUAUACUUCCUUUUCUUCUGCUUAUGGUGCAUAUGGAAAUUCCUUUUAUGGAAGCUACAAUCCUUACAGUUAUGGAUAUGGUGGGUUAGGGUAUAAUCGGUUCCGUAUGGAUGAUCUUCCUCCUAGCAGAUUUGUGCAGCAAGCUGAAGAAAGCAGCAGAGGUGCAUUUCAAUCCAUCGAAAGUAUUGUGCAUGCAUUUGCUUCUGUCAGUAUGAUGAUGGAUGCUACCUUUUCAGCUGUCUAUAACAGUUUCAGAGCCGUUUUGGAUGUAGCCAAUCAUUUUUCCCGAUUGAAAAUACAUUUCACAAAAGUAUUUUCAGCUUUUGCAUUAGUUAGGACUAUACGGUAUCUGUAUAGACGAUUACAGCAGAUGAUGGGUUUAAGAAGGGGCUCUGAGAAUGAGGAUUUGUGGGCAGAAAGUGAAGGUACUGUGGCUUGCCUUGGCCCAGAAGACAGAGCAGCUAACUCUGCAAAAUCUUGGCCAAUAUUCUUGUUCUUUGCUGUUAUCCUUGGGGGUCCUUAUCUUAUCUGGAAACUGCUAUCCACUCACAGUGAGGAAAUAACAGCUACUACCAAUUGGGCGAGUGGUGAAGAUGACCAUGUUGUAGCUAGAGCAGAAUAUGAUUUUGCUGCUGUAUCUGAAGAAGAAAUUUCUUUCCGGGCUGGUGAUAUGCUAAACUUGGCACCCAAAGAACAACAGCCCAAAGUCCGUGGCUGGCUUCUUGCUAGCAUUGAUGGUCAAACAACAGGACUUGUGCCAGCUAAUUAUGUCAAAAUUCUUGGUAAAAGAAGAGGUAGGAAAACAGUGGAAUUGAAUAAGAUUACCGAGCAGCAACGAGCUUUUACCAACCCAGCACUAAUUAAUGGAACUACUGCUACUGACACAUUGGAGGAGCAGGAAGCUGCCUUUGAAUCUGUUUUUGUUGAAAAUAAUAAGGUUCCAGUUACAUCUGACUCCACUAGCAAAAGUGGAGAUAAACAAGAUCUUUGAUAUCCUACGUAUUUACUUACAAUCGAACUGUUUUCAAAAAAUAAGUUUUUUAUAUUUCUUUAAAAGAAAUAGCCCACAAUCUAAUACAAACAUUUAUUUUGGCUAUCCUAGGAGUUCUGCUGCUAGAAAAUAUUUAAGUUGUACUUUAGUAAACUGGUUCAGAACAUGACCUGGUUGCAUUCUACAAGAUACUGGAGUAGGAAGUUUUCUAGGUCCUGAAUUAAGACUGGCUGUUCUCAUCAAAUGCCCCAUUGUUUUUUGAAAGAGUUAUUUUGAUGAGCUAUGGAAUAUAUUAUUUAUUGGAAUGUAGAACUUGAUUAAAACUUCUAAACAGAUUGUCUCAGAAUCCUCAGAAAUUAGGAGAUAAUAUAAAAAUGUGAGAACUAGGCAAAAAACGAUUUGUUGUUUUUUAAGGACUCUAAGGACUCAAAAGUGGUUUAAGGGCAGGUAGACAGAGAUGUGUCCUGUAAGUAAUAACUCCUGAAUAAUAAGAAUUGUUUGACCUUAUUGCAGCCCAGGUCUGCAUCUUUAGCUUUUGAGUAUAUUUUUCCACCUUUUCUGGAUAAUUUCCCAUUUAUCCUUUUUUUUUUUUUAAUAUCUUGAAAAGUUCACUAGAAAAACUGUGAAUAAAACUACUUCCUAGGAUGAUAUUAAAGACCACACACAGCACCUAAUUUUCACCCAUGCAUUUUUUAAAACUCCAGAAUAUGUCUCUCUUUGUGCUACAUCUUUUGAGUUCUUAAAAACAUGGCCACUUUUUGUAAAAAGAGAGUCAACAUAGUAUAGGUACUUUCCCCAAGAAAGCCUGAACAUAAAAGCUCUUUCAGACUGAGUAAAAUGAUUCAUUUAGUUCUUUAAAUGCAGAUGUUCAAUUUUUUCAUUAAAACCCUAUUUCUAUCUUAAUUGUGAUUGGUUUUUUUUAAAUUUCACGAGCAGAUAAUCCUGCAAAGAUAUUUAAAAUGCCAUAGGUUGUUUCCUUUAGACUUAGGAUUUUCAGUUAACACCAUUCUAUUAAGUAACCUACUUUGAAUUCUUUGUUUAAAUAAUUUCAAAUGCACUAAAAUUCAGGGUGCUUAAAU